AUGGCGUUUGUAUUCCCUACUGUUUUGGCAUGUAGCUUAGAUAAUCAGAUAUUGCCCUCUUAUGAUUACAUGAGAAAUUUGUUUCAAUCUGAGGAGAAGCUCAUUAGAGCUGUUAAAAGAUGUCCUGACAUUCUCAAAUACAACAUUGAGAAAUAUAUUUCACCUAAAAUUGAUAUCUUGCGGGGACAUGGAGUGCCCGACUCCAACGUACCUACUCUGAUGCUUAACUGGCCUAAAUAUUUCGUGACGAGUCCGGAUAGAUUCCGAAAGAUUGUGGAGAAAGUUGAGGACAUGGGAUUUGAUGCUUCGAAAGCAACCUUUGUUUUAGCAGUGGGUGCAUUUUGGAUGAUGGACGAAUCAAGGUGGCAAAGCAAGAUUAAUGCAUAUAAGAAGUGGGGUUGGUCCGAAGAAGAGGUUUUGAAAGCCUUUAAAAAGAGUCCUUGGUGCAUGAUGAUAUCUGAAGAAAAGCUUAUGACAUCUAUGGAUUUCCUCAUCAACGGAAUGGGUUGGAAGCCCUGCCUUAUGGCUGAAUACCCUGUACUCUUUACAGUGAGCUUAAAGAAGAGAAUAAUCCCAAGGUGUUCGGUUUUUCAAUAUUUGUUGUCAAAUGGUUUGCUGGAGAAGGAAGUCAGCAUUCAUACGUUAUUGAAAGUUUCGGAGGAGAAGUUCUUGCAGAAGUUUGUCCUGCCUCACGGGGAGAAAGCGCCAAAGCUGUUGAAGUUGUACAUGGAAAAAUUGGAUUUUUCAGAGAGUGAUGGGAAUGUGUGA
Molecule: messenger RNA, 768 nt
Organism: Morus notabilis
Lineage: Eukaryota; Viridiplantae; Streptophyta; Magnoliopsida; Rosales; Moraceae
Product: transcription termination factor MTERF8, chloroplastic-like
Exons: 1
Coding region: 1-768 (255 amino acids)
Biological process (GO): chloroplast organization; regulation of DNA-templated transcription
Cellular component (GO): chloroplast
Molecular function (GO): double-stranded DNA binding
Source: RefSeq, a predicted model, not a curated record